AUGGCUUCUUCUGGGUUCAAGGGCUUCGAGAAGCUGCUCGAGCUCGUGUUCUCACUGCCGAGCUGUGGCGGCGCGCGGGCGCAGCACGGGCUCCGGCUGCUGCCGGUGGGCGCGCUCCGGGAGGCGUUGGAGGCCGUGCAGUGCGCCGUGGUCUCGGCGGCGGGGAACACGGCGUUCGACGCGUACGUGCUGUCGGAGUCGAGCCUGUUCGUGUACCCAUCCCGGGCCGUCCUCAAGACGUGCGGCACCACGCGGCUGCUGCGCGCGGUGCCGGUCCUGCUCCGCGCCGCCGGCGACGAGCUCGGGCUCGCGCUCCGGUCGUGCCGGUACUCGCGCGGCUCGUACCUCUUCCCCGAGGCGCAGCCAUUCCCGCACGACGACUUCGCCGACGAGGUGCGCUACCUCGACGGCGCCGUCCCGAGCGGCCUCCGCUUCCGCCGCGCCAGCGUGAUGCCGGCGUCGCAUAGGCAUAGCGGUCAGAACAGGUGGCACGAGUACGCCGCGUCCGCGUCCGACGACGACGUCACCGGCAAGGACGACGAGCACGCUGACGGCACGCCGCAUUUCACCGUGGAUGUGUGCAUGACCAAUCAGGACCGCGCGCUGGCCAGGCAGUUCUUCCUGACCCCCGGCGACGGCCGGACCAGCCACGCUACCGGCGAGGCGAUGACGGCGGCGUCGGGGCUCGGCGACGUGAACCAGCGCUCGCUCGCCUUCGGGUACGCGUUCGCGCCCUGCGGUUACUCGAUGAACGCGCUGGACGGCGCGCGCUACGCCACCGUGCACGUCACCCCCGAGGACGGGCACAGCUACGCCAGCUACGAGCGCGGCGGCGACUGCGCCGGCGCGCUCGCGUCCAUCGGCAAGGCCGUCGCCGUGUUCUGGCCGGCCACGGUCUCUGUCUCAGUCUGCUACUACGGCACCACGGCCACCACCAACACCGAGGGCACUCCUCAAGCCAUUGCCUCCGCCUGGGUAUGGUCGGCGGUCGCCGACGCCGUAGAGCCCCUGGGCCUCGCCUGCCGGAGCCGGGCGGCCGAGACCUUCCCGGGCGCCAUGACCGUGACGUACCAGACGUUCACGCGUACUCCGGCGGCUUCGCUCGACAUGAUCGAUCGCAGCUAG
Molecule: messenger RNA, 1125 nt
Organism: Panicum hallii
Lineage: Eukaryota; Viridiplantae; Streptophyta; Magnoliopsida; Poales; Poaceae
Product: S-adenosylmethionine decarboxylase proenzyme 4
Exons: 1
Coding region: 1-1125 (374 amino acids)
Biological process (GO): spermine biosynthetic process; spermidine biosynthetic process
Cellular component (GO): cytosol
Molecular function (GO): adenosylmethionine decarboxylase activity
Source: RefSeq, a predicted model, not a curated record